Diaporthe amygdali is the source of this 3261-nucleotide messenger RNA. RefSeq lists its product as uncharacterized. NCBI's taxonomy places the organism in Eukaryota, Fungi, Ascomycota, Sordariomycetes, Diaporthales, Diaporthaceae. The transcript has 5 exons. The coding region runs from base 1 to 3261 and encodes 1086 amino acids. Gene Ontology annotation, molecular function: L-ascorbic acid binding; RNA polymerase II cis-regulatory region sequence-specific DNA binding; zinc ion binding. Gene Ontology annotation, cellular component: nucleus. The record is from RefSeq and is a predicted model, not a curated record. Gene Ontology annotation, biological process: DNA-templated transcription; positive regulation of transcription from RNA polymerase II promoter by galactose.
AUGGCGACGGCCACGGCAUCCGGGAACGGUGAUGCCAAUCUCUCCGUUGCCACAGCGGAACAAAGCUGUCAAGAGUGCCGGAGGCGCAAAGCGAAAUGCGACCGCUCGGUUCCCACGUGCGGACUGUGCCAUCAGUACCGGAGACAGUGCAUUUACGAGAAGCAUUCCCGGACGCCACUAACGAGGAAGCACCUUACGGAAGUUGAAGACCGUCUCGAGCGAGCCGAAGCCCUCAUUAAACGACUCAAACGAGACAAUGGAGACCCUCAUGCGAUCCAUGUGGCCCAGGCUGAGACUCGGCAACCUUUUCUUGCAGUCAACAGUAGUUCCAGCUUUGAUCUUCGUGGGACAGAUCCUGGGGCCCUGACUACAAACACAAAUGGCGCUAGUAUUACGGCCUCGUCACCGACGAUGACGGGUCUCCUGGCCGGGUCUCCACCCCAUCCAUCUACCAUGACCAGUCCCAGCGUGCACCACCACUCUCGUGUUGAGGACACAGCCAUUUCGCGACCUGGUCGAAGUGAUGGACCACGGCCAGACCGUGACAUUGCCCUGAGUGAGGUCGUAGAUCCCCGUCGAAAUGUCAACGCAAGGCCGGCUAGCAACCUGAGUCUCGCAGAAACGCCGCCACAAGAUGAUUUUGAAUGGGACGAGCAGGACAAUCCGGAACGCCUCGACGAGUAUCUCGGUGGCAUGUCAGCCGGCGUACAGAAUACUGAUCCCGUUCCAGAUGGCAUGGCGUCCCUGCCGGUCGGCGAGAAGGAGGCGGGUUAUCUAGGGGUCGCGUCAGGGGCCGCACUACUUCGCAUCAUAGAGCCCAGAAAGAUACGCAGGAACUCACGCUCGCGAACGCAUCGAAAUUCGUCGUCCUCGUGUACAACCCUGGGGAUUUGCUCCGCGCCGGAUCCAAAUCGACACAUCAGCGAUGCGAUGAUUGAUGCCUACUUCAGUCGAUACCAUCUAAGCUACCCCAUCAUACACGAGGCCACGUUUCGCGCGCAGUAUGCAGAGGUCAUCCCGCAGCCCCAUGGCAAGUGCUGGCAGAUCCUGGCCUACACCAUCGCCGCCAUCGGCGUGUAUACAUCUUCCGACACGGCGAGUAACAGCCUGGACUUGGACCUCUUUGCCCACGCACGCUCGAUGCUUUCGUUUGAUCAUCUCGAGCUCGGAAAUCUUACGCUCGUCCAGGCGCUUACCCUCAUCUCUAACUACCAGCAGAAGAGGGACAAGCCCAAUUCGGGCUACAAUUAUCUUGGUCUGGCCGUACGUAUGGCGACAGGCUUGGGCUUGCACAAGGAAUUCGCAGGCUGGAAGAUCUCGCCGUUGCAGAUGGAGAUCCGGCGACGAGUCUGGUGGUCGUUAUGCGUCUUCGAUGUAGGCGCAACCAUCACCUUCAGUCGUCCCACAGUGUGGCCUUACGAAGGCGUCGAAGUAGCGUUUCCGCUGAACGUCACUGAUCGAGACCUGACUGCCAACUCAAAAUCGUAUCCCAAGGAACGAGAGACUAUAACACCAUAUACAUCGGUCGGGCUUCAAGCCAAGUUCCAUGUCGCGACGAACCGAAUCUACUCGAGGGUAAUAUCGAAGCCUUUCGCGACAGCCGAGGAGCUCAGGAAUCUGGAGAAUGACCUCCUGGCGCCUUGGCUGGCCAAACUUCCGGAGUGGUUCCGCGAGGACUCCGUAGUUGAGCCUCGCUACGCCCUCGCUCACGCCGUGAUGCAGUGGCGCUAUCGAAAUUUUCGCAUCAUCAUGUACCGACCGUUCGUGAUACGGAUGGCACUGGCCACCAGCCGAAAUGGGCGGAUGAUCGACAAUGCGCCGGCUGCAGAAGUCCACGCAUACAAUCAGUGCCUAGCAGACGCCGAUAUCACUAUUAAGUCAAUUAGCAAAUACUGGGCGACAAAUGAACACAAUAGGCUGGCGGCCUGGUACGCCUUAUACUUCCUCUUUCAGGCGGCCCUGAUACCCUGCAUCUGCCUUCGAAACAUGCCCUUGUCUCCGGACGCACCAAGUUGGUGUGACCAAGUCACGCUGACAUUAAGGACGAUCCGGACCUUGGCACCCGUCAAUGCGAGCUGCAGCAGUUGUCACGAUGUCAUUGUCGAUCUGUGUAGACGAUAUCUCAACUUGAGUGCUGCCAAUGCCGGUGCAGAUCCGCCAGUGAAUUCCGAAACGGGGGGAGACUCGCGUUACAAUCAAGGCGGACUCGGAGACAGGCAUGAGGUCAAUAGUCGACAAGCAUUUUCAACGCGAACAUCAGACCCCUUGGGAGACGGGAACCAGCAACAUCAGUUAUUGGGGCCUAUCGAUGAGAGUCCGCAGACCCAGAUCAAUCAGGUUUUCCCUAUGAUGUGGCCGAACGUGAAUGCUUUGGAGGCAGCUGGUGAAGUUCUGGGAAAUGACGCCUGGCAGCAGUCCAACAAUUACACUACUGUCAACACUUGCAGAAGCCCGCAAUCUACCAGACGCCAAAGCUACGAAGUAUCGACACUAUUCAUCAACAUGGCUACAGAGAACUCAACGGCUGUCGAAUCACAGAUCCUGAACGGCCCAACCCCGCCUUCAGCCUCCGCAAGGUUGAUCGACUUCAAACAGACGAAUUUGGGACUAUACGAAGACUUCUUCGCGAUGGUGAUCGACGACCUCGUCACACCUCACGAAUGUGCAGCCCUCCUCUCUGUUGUCAAGCCCGCCGCCGACAAGCCCUGGCCGCCUGCGACGAUCACGGCAUACAACGGGACCCAAUUUCUGGAUUUAAUGUCGCGGAACUGCGGCCGUAUCAUUUACGAGUCCCGAACACUGGCAGACGCGCUGCUGGGCCGCAUUUUGCCUCACAUCCCACCCGCGGUGGUGACUCUGAACAAUGCGCCUGACAUCACUGGUCAGACAGCUGUGGUGAACAAGGAGACCUGGAAGAUCGCGCGGCUGGACAGCGCACUGCGGUUCCUCAAGUACGAACCAGGACAGUACUUCAGUCCGCACUGUGAUGGACAUUACAUCGGCAAGGACAGGGCGGAGAAGAGCUUCUUGACGGUACAUUUGUAUCUCAAUGGUGGGGGCCCGGAUGAUGAGGAGAUCGAAGGAGGGGCUACGAGCUUUGGUAUUGAUUUCGAAAAUCCUAAGGAAGACAAGCUAAACAUAGACCCGAAAAGAGGGAGCGUAUUGAUAUUCCAACAAAGAGACAUGUAUCAUGAGGGAGUAGAAGUACGGAAGGGAACCAAGUACACCCUUAGGACAGAUGUUAUAUACGAGAAAUUGUAA